Molecule: messenger RNA, 2170 nt
Organism: Fonticula alba
Lineage: Eukaryota; Rotosphaerida; Fonticulaceae
Exons: 5
Coding region: 54-2072 (672 amino acids)
Source: RefSeq, a predicted model, not a curated record
UCUUUCUUUCUCCCCCUCUCCCCCUCUCCCCCUCUCGCGUUUGUCAGCUCGAAAUGGACCCACUCGGGGCUCAUGCUGCCCAGAUGUCAGCUGGCCCGGGAUCUGGUCAGCCCUCGCCCGCGCCCCCGCCGCCGUACGCCCAGCCAGCCGCCGGGCAGGUGGCGAGCCCGCACCGGAGUAGCCUGUCGGCACCGGGCCCCACGGCCGACGCCGCUGCUGGGGCCCCUCCGGCGGGCGCCGGUGCCGUGGCGACCUUCGAUGACCCGCUGCCGACCCUGCAUAUCCGCGUCACGCGGAAUCCGCAUCCAUGCGCGCCCUUCGCCCUGCGCACCGGGGCCGCCGCCGGAGCUGCCACUGCCGGAAUCGGCGCCUUCAACCUCCUCCCCGGGGGGCAUCUGCUGUCGGUCGGCCAGUCGGUGACGCACGCUUUCUUUGAUGGGUUUGCCGGGCUGCCGCGGCCAGCGCCAGCGGGGGCUCCCUCCCCAGGGCAGCUGGCCGCCGCGACGGCCGGCGCCGUGCAGAAGGCCUGUCGGUCGGCCUGCACCGAUCUCGAACCCUACAUCGUCUCCCAGCCGCGCAUUUAUGUGGAUCACCAAUUCCAGGCGUACAUCUCCCUGAGUCUGUCGGACACCGGGCGCCCGGGGUCUGCGGCCGGUCGGUGGUUCCUGCGCGAGGCGGCCGUCCAGGUGACGCUCCUCCACUCGCAGGGCCGCAACACGGACCUCCGGCCCCAGCCGCUGCUCAACACAUCGCUGCCAUUGGCCCCGGUGGCGGACUACCCUCGGCCGGGGCAGUCGCUGUCGGUGUCGGUGGCCCUGCAAGUGCCCCAGGAGUUCGCCAUCAGCCAUCCGAUUACCAGCCACGGGGACUACUCGCUCACCUGCACGGUGCGCGCGAAUUACGUGGCACUCAGCCCCGCCGGUGCGGUAAUUGCCUCGCGAAAUGUCACACACAAUGCCGAUGCAUACCGCUUCACGGCGACCCGGCCCAUUCGCAUCUCGCAGGUGAUCGUGCCCAAGCGCAACAAUACCACCUCGCUGAUCGACGUGGCCAUCCAGAACACCUCGCGGCGGAUGAUCUCCAUCGACAGCGCGUCCUUCGAGGUGCCGAGCCAGUUGCGUGAUGUCAUCGAGUGUGUGGCGUAUGGCCCGGCCACCGGCAGCACGGGCGCCACUUCGGCUGGCCAGCCGUCUCCCAACUCCUUCGACGCGCUGAUGCGCAUGGCGGCCGACACCCUGGGCGACGGGGCCCGGCGGCGACAGGGCUUCAGCAUUCAGCCGAAUGACUCGGCUAAUGUGGUGUUCGAGGUCCGGCCCGUGGGCAUGGAGCAGCAUCAGCGGCAGGUGCCACCUGCCCAGGAGCAGGGUGAUGUGUCCAGUUCUCGGGCAGUCGGCCCGAUCGAGUGGUCCACUGAGCUGGAGACCCGCGCCAGCUACAAUGUCAAGGAUCUCGGCCUGUUGAGUCUGUCCUGGAGCGGGCCAAAUGGCAUCGACGCCAUCCAGGUGACGUUGUCCGGUUUCAACAAGACGCUCCUCAACCUCCCGCCGGUGGAGGUGACCCUGCUGCCAGAUCCGCACUGGCCGACGGGGAGGCCCAUGCAGCGGGAUGUCCCCCAGCUGCGGCUCCUCCGGGUGCGCAACACGACGCCCCUGCCGGGCGGCCCACUGGCCGGGGCCAGUCAUGUACUGGUGUCGCUGCGAUUCCUCAUCCGGAAUAUGUCCGACGCGUUGGUGGUUGGGGCGGUAUCGGACGCCGCGCGGAUCUCCCUCGCCGGGGCCCUCUGGACGCCGGACAGCGGCCCACCGAGGGCCGAGCAGUUCCACACUGUGAAGCUCAACGGGGCUGGCUGGACGCCGGUCAAUGUGGGCAUCAUCCCGCCCGGGGCGUCACGCGCAUGCCCUGUGAUGGUGACCGGCUUGCGGCCCGGCUUUGUCAACUUGUCCGGCAUCAGCGUACUAUGUACGCCGGUGGAGCGGGCUCCUGGCGACCAGGUAGUCUGGCGCCCGGUCCCCGGACAAACCAGUCGGGCAUCCUCCCCCGAGAACAUUGGGUCGAUCUUUGUGUCGUCUUGAUGGGGGCGUCCUGUGUGGGCGCGUACAUCCGGCGAGGGGAAGCACAGACAGUUGCUCCCUGCGCCGCGCUUGUCAUGAAUGCACAGCUUUUCCCUUGC